Molecule: messenger RNA, 5254 nt
Organism: Centruroides sculpturatus (bark scorpion)
Lineage: Eukaryota; Metazoa; Arthropoda; Arachnida; Scorpiones; Buthidae
Product: protein toll-like
Exons: 2
Coding region: 1704-4526 (940 amino acids)
Biological process (GO): toll-like receptor signaling pathway; immune response
Cellular component (GO): membrane
Molecular function (GO): transmembrane signaling receptor activity; protein binding
Source: RefSeq, a predicted model, not a curated record
AAGGAAAAAAAAGGAUGCGUGAUCGACGAUCACGUGACAGUACUGCAUGCCGAUAGACAGUAAACACGUGUAAACGAGAAGUGUUUAGAUUACGCUUGCAAUGUUUUAAUAUCGUUACUUACCGUUACAUUGUACAGUGGUGGUUAACCUGAUCUUCACCAGUUGUCAGGAUAUUGACGUAACAUAUUUUAGAUUUGCCUAAUCUCUAAUUUUCCAAGUAGGAUAUCGUGACGUUUCCGUUCCUCAAGACUUUACGUAACGUGUGUAUUAUAUUUCUUCCUCACAUUGUUACUGUAGCAGCAUUAGUUUGGUAAGAUAACAACUGAUGAUGUUGCGUAAUGUUUGCUGCGCCUAUAAGUUAAUAAAUCUCUAUUUUUUUACAGUACGUAGGCAGUCCCGUGUGCUGCAACAUAAGGUCACGCCUUGUGAAUCCUGUAGCUUAGUGCUUGAGAUUUUUACUUGUGUUAUUUGCUGGAAGGGAAUGGCCUGUUAUGUUAUAGCUUAGACCCCCUGUAAGUGGUUGACGACAGCUGGGCAAUAGUCAAGUGUAAAAAUUGCUUAAGCUGUAUAAAAUUUAAUGAAAUAAACAUGACGUCCCUUGAACAUCAACCCUUUCCCUCCCCUUGUGGGACUUGUAAAUAACCGGACGUCAUUUAUCGACAGCCCCUAGAAAUAAAGUAUGUAAUAUGUACUGUACUGUACAUACAGUACAUACCAAUUAUUACGUAAAAUGUAAGCACUAUAAGUAAUAAACUGUAAACUGGAAGACAUUUUAAUGCUGGAUUUUGAACUUUUAAGUCAAUUUUUGGGAGAUAUGUAAGGAAUUGUAUUUUAUUUGUAAUAGGAUAUUUGUAUCAAUACUACUAACCAAAUAUAUAAAUAAAUUUAUAUUAAUAAUUAGUUUAUCUUUAUAAAAAGAAUAACUUGAAAUCUGAAUCUUACGAAAGUCUAUAUACAUAGCUUAAAGUUAAUAUCUUAGUAAGGCUAGAUAAGAAUUACCUAAGAUACUAACUAUAGGUAAUUACUAAAAUCAUCACUAAACACCUUUGGCUGCUGAGACGCAUUUAUUUGCUAUACACUUACAUUUUCAGCCUAAUAUAUAGACCAUCCUCAGGUGACAUUUUUGGAAUAUCAAUUACAAACUGUAUCAGACUAGAAUACAGUAAAUAUAGAAUAUUAUUCUAUAUCCCAAAUUUCACUGAAGUUCCAAAAAAAGGCACUUUAGUCUAGCCUAUAGCAAAUAAAUGUCUAAGCAGCCUCAGUAGAAUAAUUACUAAAAGGUGUUUAGUGAUAAUUUUAGUAAUUAUUUUGCUGAUCAUGGUUUCGACUUCUAAUUAUGGAUAUUUAUACAGAAUGAAAGUGAAAAAUCUUCCCUUAUUUACAAAAUUUCUUGGAAAUUAGCAUGAAUUGAGCUAGCUUUAUGUAUUGUUGUGUAUAUCUGUAUAUAAUGGAUCUAUCUGCUUUCUACUUCUUCUUCUAAUUUAAUAUUAGUAGAAAUGAAUUAUUAAUACAGAGUAGCCAACUUUAACUUAAUAUGAACUCGGUUCAUGGUAAGUUAAAGUAGUUCAUGGUAACUGUAUUCAUGGUACUGUACCAUGGACUAGUACAGGUCAGCCUACUUUGGCCUACUUAAGUUAUCAUAAACUUGGUUGUGCAUCGAUAUUAUGACUUAAAAUACUUUAUUUGGACAGGUAAAUCAUAAAAUGAAGUGUGCAGUUUGGUUCCUCAUCCUUAUUUACGAAGUGCAUUCAUCACAAUUCUUUAAUAUCUCCUGUAAUGUCAAUUCAUCCUACGACAUAGACAUCACAGUAAGUUAUUUAACAAAUAGUAUUGUUAUCGUAUGCAACAACAACACUCUUCAUACAAAAAGUGUGGAAAAUUGUGUGAAAAACAGAAGAUUUAUUUCCGUUCUCAUCGUCCAUUGCUUCGUGCCGAAUGACAUCAUUGACUCAACCAUAUUGUACUAUGCCGAGGGUAUAUCUAUGUCGGAUGUAUACACGGAUGAUAAAUUCGUGUUCGCUAAUCUCGUCGCGAAUACUUUAAUGUUAAAAAUUCAUAAUGUUAGAGAAAUCGUGUUUGACAAUAUGCCAUUUUUGAGAUCGCUUAUCGUGAGAAAUCCUGAAUGGCAAAUUUCCAAUUCUACUUUUCGAAAUGUUCCUAAUUUAGUUACGUUUUGGAAUUCUGGUAACCGAGUAAACAUCAUAGAGGAUAGUAUAUUUAAUUUAAUUCCGAAUUUAGAAAUCCUCCUCCUUGUUAAUGGUAGCUUCAAUGCGGAUAGGUUGGAAAUAUUUUCAGGAUCUAAUAAAUUAAAGAUCUUAAACAUAUUUGGAAAUGGUUUGACAUCGCUUCCAACGGAUAUUUUUGCAAACUUACAUUCAUUAAAAAAACUUUUCCUACACAGAAAUUCUUUGACUGAUCUCUCACCUAAGUUAUUAGGCCAUAACAGAUUAUUGGAAAUUUUUGAAGUAUCAGAAAAUCCGUUGCAACAGUUACCUGAAGAAUUAUUCCAGAAUUGCUCGAGAUUACUUAGUUUUUCAGCAUCUAGUUGCAAAUUAUCUUCAAUACCAGAGAAGUUGUUUUCCAAUUGUCCUUUGCUGAUGAAUGUCAGUCUGGAUGACAACUUUUUAACCGCUAUUCAUCCAGAAACGUUUGUUAAAACCAUACUUCUUCAAUUACAACUAAGUGGAAACUUGCUGACUUCACUUCCUACUGGUCUGUUUUAUCCAGACAAUCUUCUCACUCAUCUAAAUCUCUCAAGGAAUUCGUUCACUCAAAUUCCUUCCAGUUCUUUUGAGAAAAUAUUCUCAAUGAAAGUAUUGGAUCUUCGUUCGAAUAAUAUAGAGACAAUUGAAGAGAAAGAUUUUGCAUUUCUAGUUAAUCUAGAGAAGCUCGAUCUUAGCCAUAACAAACUUCGUAAAUUUGGUACAUUUGGUAUAUUCAGAUAUCUGAAUUAUAUUAAUUUAUCUUUUAAUAAUAUCGAGGAAUUCCCUAAACUUUUUUGGGAACCUUUCAAUGUUGCUGUAAUUGAUUUAAGCUAUAACAACAUAACUCAUCUUUCAUCAAGCGAUCUACCUUCGUCGGGAUUUAUAAAUUUGCAACAUAAUCAGAUUGCUUACGUUACUAUUAAUAAAAAUAUUUCUCCGAAUGUGUCACUCCAGCUAAAUUUCAACGUUUUUUCGUGCCAAUGUUCUCUUAGGGAUUUCGUUAAAAAUAUUCAAAGUCGUAGAAUCAGUAUAGUUGAGGCUGAUCAUCUGACAUGUCACGACACUAUGAAAGAUAGAAAACUAGUGAAUAUCAAUCUGUUGCACAUCUGUCCCUAUUAUGAACGUUGUCCACAAAGUUGUUUUUGUUAUCUACAUGAAGAUAAUACAGUUUUAGUUAAUUGUACUUCAGCAAAUUUACGCACUUUUCCAGUCAUUUUGCCACCCAAAACUUCAGUGGUACACAUGACAAAUAAUUCGAUUUCAGAUUUUCAAAUUCCACAAACAGCAGAAUGGCAAAACAUCACAUAUUUGAAUUUAGAUAAUAAUAAUCUGAAUCCCUGGACGAAUUGGAUAAUACCUUUUGGAUUAGAAAAGCUUUCACUUAGAUAUAACAAACUCGAGUUUAUACCAGAGUCGUUAUUGAGACACGUAACGGCUGCAACCAUCUUCAAAUUAGAUAUACGGAACAACAGUUUCACUUGUAAUUGUUCAUUUCGUUCCUUCAAAUACUGGUUUACUGAUAAUAUAAAGAAGAUCGCAAAGUCUAAAGACGUUCUGUGUAGCAGAAUUAUAAAUAAUAAUAAUACUAAAGUUUUAUCGGUGCUUCAGGAUGUUCCCGUUGAUGCAUUUUGUCCACAAGAAGAUGAAUCGAAGAUGAAAGUUGCUAUCAUUGCAACAACACUUUCUUUCAUCUGUCUAGUUAUAAUUUCGAGUACAGUGUUGUAUUACCGUCAUAAGAAACUAAUAUUAGCAUUCCUAUAUUCGCGUUAUCCCUCAAUAUUUCGUUUCACUGUAUCGAGUAUAGAUGAAGACAAAGAGUACGAUGCAUUUAUUUCGUAUUCGAAUCAUGAUCGCGACUGUGUCUUCUCUCUUAUUUCCGAAUUGGAGGACAAAUAUCCAUUUUUCAAAUUGUGUAUUCACGAAAGGGAUUGGCUUCCCGGUUAUCCUAUCCUCUGCCAGAUUGAAAAUUCGGUCAAAAAUAGCAAGAAAACUAUUUUAAUAAUGUCAGAGGAGUUUCUUAAAAGUUUCUGGUUUGAAACAGAAUUGCAAAUGGCUUAUUUGCAAUCUUUAGAGGAUAGAAUUGAACGAAUUAUCAUUAUUAUUAAAGGAAAUUUGCCACCGAUCGACACGCUUCCAUUAGAUAUUCAAACUUUACUAAAAACCAAAACAUAUUUAAUAUGGGGAGAACGGUGGUUCUGGGAGAAAUUGAGAUACGCAUUACCUCAUUAUCUUCCAACUAAUAUGAGUGAUUCUUCGAGGAAAAUGGUAAAAUCUGUUGACGGGAUGAUCAAUACAUUUGUUUUAUCCAAAACCGAACAAUGAAAUUGUAUACUGUAUUUAACUUUUGACUCUUUUUUUCACAUGAGCACUAAGAGGACACUUCUUCCAAAUCAAUCGCGGUUAGGCCAAGCCCAGAAUGGGACAACUGAAUGACGAAAUAUGGACUUUACACUCAUAAAAAAUUUUUGGGAGUCAUAAAAAAUUCGAUCUAUUGGAUUCCGUAUUCCCGAAUCUCACUUGACAGAAGCGGUAAAAAUAUGGACUAUUUAAAAAUUAAUAAUUUUUAUUAGAAAAAACUUUCUUUUUAAGCAAGUCCGUUAUGAAUUCGGUCAUGCCGACAAAGGUGUGAUUAGGUGGUGACAUUAUUUGAAAAUCGAAUUCGUUAAUUUUCUAUGGUUUUAAAAAUUCGUAGAAGAUGACUGAACUCAAUUUUCAAAAUUCUGAACCGUACGUUAAUAGAAGACUCAAAGGGGAUUCUAACGAAAAAACACUGUUCGGUAUUAUCUACUUCCAUUUUUGAGAGUUUUUGGAAAGUAAUUUUUCCAAAGAAAAAGCAUUAACUUUUCAAUGCCAUCUGCUGGAGAUGGCAUUCACAACUAAAGAAGUUACAAUCAACUUUUCUGCAAUCAACCUACCACUCUGCUGAACUCGGGAUUGAAUCUAGUCGGUCGAAAAAGUCCAGGAAUUUUUGGGAGAUAGUCUGUCCCGGAUAUGUCGAGCGAACCUUACAUCGCUACCCAUGGGCUUUCAUUGUAGUCUUGGGCGCAUCC